Molecule: messenger RNA, 942 nt
Organism: Chenopodium quinoa (quinoa)
Lineage: Eukaryota; Viridiplantae; Streptophyta; Magnoliopsida; Caryophyllales; Amaranthaceae
Exons: 3
Coding region: 1-942 (313 amino acids)
Source: RefSeq, a predicted model, not a curated record
AUGUUUGUGCGACUAGUCCAAUUGAUGAUAGAAAUUUUUUUAUUAUCGGACGGAAGGUUUGUAAAAGUGACCGAACAAGUAGGAAUUGGUCUAUUUAUAUUGGCAAGAGGGGCAUCUCAACGCCAAGCUGCUGACACAUUUAAGCAGUCAAUAUCCACAAUUAGCAAAUAUUUCAGAAGGGUGUUGCAAGCAUUGACAAGAUUGUCAUGUGAUUUAAUUCGUCCUUAUCAAGAUUUGGCCGAUACACCACCAGAAGAUUAUGUUGGUGCUUUAGAUGGAACUCAUAUUAGUGCAGUUGUGUCCGAUGGUGAUGGUCAACCGUUUCGAGGACGUAAAGGAACUAAAACUUGGAAUGUACUAGCCUCAUGCUCUUUUAAUAGGUUAUUCACAUUUGUCAAUGUUGGAUAUCAAGGAAGUGCUCAUGAUAUAACGGUGUGGAGAAAUUGCUUAACUGAUCCUAAAUUCGAAUUUCCACACCCUCCUCUAGUGGAUUCUGGUUAUCCUAACACACUCGGUUAUUUGAGUUCAAUUAAAGACAAGCAGACAAGGUAUCAUAUGCCGGAAUUUCACAAUGGUCCUCCACCUCGAGGAAUGCUAGAACAUUACAAUUAUCGUCAUUCUUCAUUGCGUACUACAAUUGAAAGGUGUUUUGGCAACGUUAAGGGGCAAUGGAAAAUUUUGAAAAACAUGCCACAAAUGUCUCAAACAUAUCAAUUAUCAAUCAUCUUAUCAACGUUUACUCUUCAUAAUUUUAUCCGAUUGUACACUUUAGGGAUACCAAUUUCAGAAAGAUGUGCAAAUGUUGAGCCAAGAGCGGAAUACUCCAUAUUUGAUGAAGGUAGGAAAGCUCAUAUGGAUAUAGUACAAAAUCAGAUAGCAGAACAUAUUUGGCAAUCAGUUAGGGACAUCGAGGAAGAAGAUCAUCAUAUGGACGUUGAAUAA